This is a messenger RNA of Cyclopterus lumpus (lumpfish), 1042 nucleotides long. RefSeq lists its product as uncharacterized. The transcript is spliced from 3 exons. The record is from RefSeq and is a predicted model, not a curated record. The coding region runs from base 88 to 498 and encodes 136 amino acids. Lineage: Eukaryota; Metazoa; Chordata; Actinopteri; Perciformes; Cyclopteridae.
CUCGUGUUCCCUCUAUCAGAGACUCCUCUCAGCUCAUCCACUCUUUCUCUGGACUCUAGAAGACACAGUGACCAUCGGCCAGCUGCCAUGAAGACUCCUCUGGCCCUGCUGCUUCUCGUCUCUUUGGCAUGCCACAGUGCUCUCUCCUGUUCUGUCUGCAAAGGCCAUGCCCUCAAAUGUCACACAUGUGUGGCGUCCAAUGAGGACGCCUGCAACCGUCAAGGCUCCACCUCUUGCCCUCAGUAUGCUGACGCCUGCUCUACCAUCACAGGAACAAACACCGUGAUGAAGUCGUGCACCUACAAGGCUUUCUGCGACAAGGCCCAUGGCGUCGGCUCCGGAGCCAAGAUGGAAUGCUGUUUUGGCGACGACUGUAACGGGCCCCACCGGAGCCGCAGCCACGGGGAUCACCACGGCAACGGCGCAGGGGCUCUGGCCUCCACCCCCGUCCUGCUCAUCACGGCCCUGCUGCUGCGUGUGGCCGCCAGUCAGCUGUGAUUCAUCCGUCAUUCCUUCAUCAGUCAUUUGCGAGGUUGUUCAUCCAUCCACCUUCUCCUCUUUGUCACUGUGCCCCUCAGAGAUUUCCAAUGCAAGUUUAAUCCAACAGAUUUGAGUGGCAGAGAGUUUCACAUGGUUUUAGACAAAGAAAGGUGUGUGCUGGGGUGCCUCAGUGGGUAACUAGUGUGCAGCUGGCUUGACGCCAUUGAACCACAUUAAUCACCUGUGUCGUUGCCAUGGGAACCAGAAAGGAAAGUAUUUUAAUAAUCUUUAGAAUUUUGUAGCACUUGAAUUUAUUUUGCAAGCUUGUUUGAAUAAAGAUACAAUCACACCCUUACUGUGGUGCGUGUUCAGUGUGUGUAUAUGAACGUGGUUAACAAAAUUUGUGUUUAUGUGUUCCUGAUGUAAAAGCAUAUGUAUGGUAGGGAUAAAAUAGUCUGUGAACACAUCAGGACUUCCUUCUUCAACUGUGUAACUUGAAUCCUGUGCAGUUGCCACAGGAUAUGAAGUCAGUGAGGUAGGUCUCCCUCAGGCAGGUCAUACA